GAAGAAAAUGAAAUACCUGCAAGCGUCUUUGUGAAAGAACCAACACCAGUUCCCAGCAUUACAGAAGGCACUGAAGAAUCUGCUGACCCAAACAAGUUACAGGAGGAGACCAUGCAUACAAUUGACCUAUCUUCAGAUGACGAAAUUAAUCAUGAUGAGGAUGGCCAUGACGAUAGUAUAGAUGAAAAGUUAGAGCCCACCAGAGCUGAGAAAAUGAAGCGAUCUAGUCUAAAGAAAGUAGAUAGCCUGAAAAAAGCUUUUUCUCGUCAAAACAUAGAAAAGAAAAUGAGCAAGAUUAGCACUAAAAUUGUGUCACCAGAAAGAAGAGAAAAAAUUAAAAAGUCCUUUACACCAUCCCAUAAUAAAAAUUCAAAAGGCUCAUCAUUCAAAGUUCCAAUAGCCUUUAGUGUGAAGAAAUCUCAUGAUGAGGAGACACAUACAGAGUCUGAAGGAAAAAAUGAAGCUGUAGAAGAACAAGCUGUGAAUGAGCAGAAUGGCAGUCCAGAACAUGAAAACACUUCUCCAACAGAGGAUGCAAAGGUGUUUGAAGAAGAGAAGGUGACUAAAGAUGCCACAGAUAAAGAAGACAAAACUGAGGAAGUACAAGUGAUAAGGAAAAGUACAGAGUUGGCUAUUGUUGAAGAUGAAGAUGAGAAUGAAGUGGACUUUGAAAGCGAGAAUCCAUUUAGCACUGAAUAUAAGCCAACACCUGAGGAACUAGAAGAAUCCUAUGAAGCACCUACUCAGUCAACUGCUCUCCAAAUAGACCAAAGUGCUUAA
Staurois parvus is the source of this 780-nucleotide messenger RNA. Lineage: Eukaryota; Metazoa; Chordata; Amphibia; Anura; Ranidae. The record is from the annotation of a GenBank genome assembly.